Messenger RNA from Trichoderma harzianum CBS 226.95, 303 nucleotides. RefSeq lists its product as hypothetical. The annotation marks the transcript as partial. NCBI's taxonomy places the organism in Eukaryota, Fungi, Ascomycota, Sordariomycetes, Hypocreales, Hypocreaceae. The record is from RefSeq and is a predicted model, not a curated record. The transcript has a single exon. Gene Ontology annotation, molecular function: catalytic activity.
UCAAUCAUCGCAGGCGACUUCAACGCCUCACACCAACUUUGGGAACCGGGCAGGGGCGCGGACCCGGCAGGCAACAAAAUCGCGGAAUGGGCGGAGAAGCACGAUCUCCUCCCAGCUCUAAUAGACACGCCCACCCGACACUCGGGAAAGUGCAUCGACCUGGUCUUCACAAACUGCCCUGCGUCAACCAGGGUCGAACACUCCCUCAACACAGGGUCGGACCACUACACAGUGAUCACGAACCUGCCCGAGCCCCUCAGGACAACCCCGGGGGCAGGGAAAAAAUACGUCCCGUUGGAAUGC